Drosophila serrata is the source of this 1023-nucleotide messenger RNA. RefSeq lists its product as uncharacterized. NCBI's taxonomy places the organism in Eukaryota, Metazoa, Arthropoda, Insecta, Diptera, Drosophilidae. The record is from RefSeq and is a predicted model, not a curated record.
CCGCUUUUAAUUGAAUUUAUCAACACUAUCCUGUCGAGCCCCAAUAAAAUUGCUUAUUAUUGCAGAUUAACCACUGAUAAGAUAUAGUUAGCUAAGUUUGAUCGGGCUUCAAUUAGGUGUCCCGGCUGACCAGUAAAGUGAAACACUUCCAAGUACCACGUGUGCUUUUGGAGGAAGACUAAAUUUCCUUUGUUUAAGAACGCAGUUUACGGUUGCAACAAACUGCAACAAGUGGACUUUUCGGGUGCAAAUACCUCAAAAGCGGAUAAUCUUUGGACAAACUGGACGACUUCGAACUGGACGAUUUGGACGACUUCGCCAUGGAUUUCUGGAGUAUUUUCUUCUUUUUCGUACUGACCUUUCUGGUCAUGAGUUGUUGCGGAUAUUGCUGCACCAGCAGGCGCCAGGGCGCAGUUCUCUCCACGCCCGUGGUGGUAACAUCCGCCACCCACACUGCUCCUGGCGGAUAUCCGGUCACACAGCUGCCGCCGCCAGGAUAUCCUGCGGGCAAUGCCUACGCUCCCGCUUCAUAUCCCGCUCAGACCACCGGUAAUGUGACCGUCCAGAUGCCGAUGCCAAUGGCCCAGCAGCACCAGCAGAUGCCCAUGCCGAUGCCCGGCAUGCAGACGCAUGGCGUGGCAUAUCCUCCCUAUCCUGGCGCCGGGCCGGCCAACAUGAAUCCGCCGCCGUAUGACAUGGCCAUGGCCAAUCCUGGUCCGAGUGUUAUGCCCGCCGGCUACGAGAAGCAGGCUCCUUACAAUCCCAACUUUGCGCAGUGAUUGGCCACUGCGAACUGACAGUGAAAUCGAUGUUCGUCGAUCUGGUUUUGAGCCAUUUUUCUUCAUAGCUUUUAUACUCUCUGCUUAUUGGAUGCAUUAGUUCUUUACCUCAUCCGUGUAUCUGUGUACUUUAAUUCUGCAAAAAAAACAAGAGAAAAAUGAACUCUACAUUAGACAACGAUUCAUUUCCUGACUGCCAUGGGGAAAACCAAAGUGAGGGCGAUCGCAAAACGAGCCAUUUUUU